AUGAAAUUUUCUUCUACAAUUGCCUUGAGUAUCAUCUCCGUUGCUAGUGCCAGUAUCAUCAGCCCAUGCUGUAAUGAGCCAAUUACCACUUUUGAAGGUGAAUUUGCAUUGGGAAUAGUUGAACUUUGUGAUCCAGGUACAAUCUAUUUAGCUUAUGAGAAUGAAUGUGGUCAAUUAGAACAUAAUUGUGAAACUUAUGAUUGUGGAUGUAAUGAAUGUGUCGUUACAUUAGUUGCUGAUGCUGCCGCUGCCGCUGCUACUCCUACUCCUACUCCACUUGCUGCUGUUAAAGUUGCUCCUACUGCUGUAGCUGCUGCUCCUAUUAAGGUUGCAGAACGUGGUGGUGUUGAGACAUGCCCAGUCAAAUUAUGUGAUUUGUGCUAUCCAUACUGUACAAUUGAUGAAAAUUGUGUUGACUACUUCACUUUAUGUGAUACAGUCUUGAAAGACGCCCAAUACAGAAUUGGUCAAAUCGCAUGUAAUCAUGAGUUGAUUUUCACUUACCCUGUGGAAUACAAUGCAUUGUAUACAUGUGGUUGGUCAAUUGUUUUCAAAGAUUGCUACUAUGUAUUGGCAUUAAAUGGAUGUACUACCUUCUGGGAAUGUCCAGUUGACAAUUGUGGAACAUACAAGAUCUUUGACGAAAGUAUUGAUUGUGCAUGUAAACCAGUUGAAAUUGUCAUUAUCUUCAAGACUUGUGAUUAA
Molecule: messenger RNA, 705 nt
Organism: Lodderomyces oxycetoniae
Lineage: Eukaryota; Fungi; Ascomycota; Pichiomycetes; Serinales; Debaryomycetaceae
Exons: 1
Coding region: 1-705 (234 amino acids)
Biological process (GO): fungal-type cell wall organization
Cellular component (GO): fungal-type cell wall
Molecular function (GO): structural constituent of cell wall
Source: RefSeq, a predicted model, not a curated record